Molecule: messenger RNA, 414 nt
Organism: Oldenlandia corymbosa var. corymbosa
Lineage: Eukaryota; Viridiplantae; Streptophyta; Magnoliopsida; Gentianales; Rubiaceae
Source: the annotation of a GenBank genome assembly
AUGGCAUGGCAUGGUAAAUUCACUCCACCAAAAUUAAAGUCAUGGCAUUCAGAUACACCGCCGCCUCAAAGGCAGCAGCCAUCGAUGUCGCCAUUGCCACCGCCACAGCCCGGCCUAGGUGUCUCUGCUGAAUCAAGUGUUGGAGCAAAUUUCGGGUUUGGAACGAGCAAUGACUACCUUCAUAACCACGGAGCUGCGCACCCAAGUGGAUGUCGCCUUCAAGGAUUUGGCUGUGCCGCACAUAAUAAUUUUUGCCCUCCAAGCAAUGUUCACGAGGGAAUUCAGAGAGCUAUGGAGAAGAAGAUGAUUAGGGAGGAGAUCAUUGCUGCAGAGACUGCCCGGAGAAGAAUAUUAGUUAGAAGCCGAAGUGAGGGCAGAAAUCAAAUUGGAGAGAGAAUUGGCUAUGAGAGCUAG